This is a messenger RNA of Fundulus heteroclitus (mummichog), 2049 nucleotides long. RefSeq names its product DnaJ (Hsp40) homolog, subfamily C, member 3a (gene dnajc3a). Gene Ontology annotation, molecular function: protein-folding chaperone binding; misfolded protein binding. NCBI's taxonomy places the organism in Eukaryota, Metazoa, Chordata, Actinopteri, Cyprinodontiformes, Fundulidae. Gene Ontology annotation, biological process: protein folding in endoplasmic reticulum. The coding region runs from base 381 to 1709 and encodes 442 amino acids. Gene Ontology annotation, cellular component: endoplasmic reticulum. The transcript has 12 exons. The record is from RefSeq and is a predicted model, not a curated record.
CGACCGGGCAGCGUAGUGUUGCUCUGUGCUGCAGCCUGUGACGGAAGAAGAGGGAAGUUAUGCACAGCGGUGGAAAGCAACACAUGGGACUGCUGUGCGCUUAAAGCCAAACAUCUGGUAAAUCCUCACCUGACAGCCUGGGACACGCCGAGAGAAGACCCGUGGGCUCCAGAUUCAGCCAUGGUGUCCAUCGACCAUGUAACUCAGAAGAUACUCACUUACCUCCCGUAUGUUCUUGUUUUGAUGGACAUGCGAUAUGAGGGAGUGAAAUGCGGGAAGGACGGAAGUGUCGACAAUCACAUGGAAAUGGGAAAGAAACUGCUUGCUGCCGGACAGCUGGCCGACGCCCUCUCUCACUUCCACGCCGCCGUGGGUGAGUGAUGGAAAUAAAAGACGGAGACCCCAAGAACUACAUGGCGUACUACAGGAGGGCUACAGUGUUCCUCGCAAUGGGGAAGUCAAAGUCUGCACUGCCAGACCUGAGCAGAGUCAUUGAACUCAAACCAGACUUCACAUCUGCACGUCUUCAGCGAGGAAACCUUCUUCUGAAGCAGGGAAAGCUGGACGAAGCAGAAAGCGACUUCAAGCGGGUGCUCAAAUCCAAUCCGUCUGACAAAGAAGAGCGGGAAGCCACGACCCAGCUGGCGAAGUCCGACGAACUUCAGCGGCUGGUGACCCAGGCGCACCGCAGCUACAGCGCCAAAGACUUCCCCACGGCUCUUGCACAGCUUGACGUUAUAAUCGAGACCUGCAUCUGGGACGUGACUUCCCGUGAGAUGCGAGCAGAGUGCUUCAUUCAGAUGGGAGAGAUGGGGAAGGCCAUCAGCGACCUCAAAGCUUUGUCCAAGCUGAAGAACGACAACACGCAGGCUUUCUACAAGCUCAGCACCAUCUACUAUAACCUGGGAGACCACGAGAUGUCACUCAACGAGGUGCGCGAGUGCCUGAAGCUGGACCCGGAUCACAAGCAGUGUUUCGGCCAUUACAAGCAGGUCAAGAAGCUCAACAAACAAAUCCAGUCUGCGGAGGAGCUCAUCCGAGAGCAGAGGUACGAAGACGCGGUGAGUAAAUAUGAGGCCGUGAUGAAGACGGAGCCCAACGUUCCUCAGUUCUCCCAUCUGGCCAAGGAGAGAAUUUGCCACGCGCUCUCAAAGGCCCAGCAGGCGAGCAGGGCUGUCUCCGUGUGCAGCGACGUCCUGCGGUCCAACCCCGAGAACGUGAACGUGCUGAAGGACAGAGCCGAGGCCUACGUUCAAGACGAGCAGUACGAGGAAGCCAUUAAAGACUACGAGACCGCUGCAAAGCACAGCGAGAAUGACCAUCAGAUCAAAGAAGGCCUGGACAGAGCUCAGCGACUUCUCAAACAGUCACAAAGGAGGGAUUAUUAUAAGAUUCUGGGAGUGAAGAGAACUGCCCAGAAGAAAGAGAUCAUCCGUGCUUACAGGAAACUGGCCCAACAGUGGCACCCGGACAACUUCCAGGACCCGGAGGAGAAGAAGAAAGCAGAGAAGAAGUUCAUAGACAUCGCUCAGGCUAAAGAGGUUCUCACCGAUCCAGAAAUGAGGACCAAGUUCGACCACGGAGAAGACCCCAUGGACCCAGAGAGCCAGCAGGGGCAGCAUCACCCCUUCCACGGAGGUUUCCACGGCUUCCAGGGCUUCAACCCGUUCGGCUCCGGGCCCUUCAACUUUAAAUUUACCUACAACUGAGAACUUUUUAAUCCCAGCAAAACUGGAGCACAUUUUUCUACUUUCCUCCCUCUUUGAAAGGGAGAUCACAGGCAUGAAAACAUGUCUGUUCCUAACUGUCACAAAAGCUCGGAGCAAAUGGCGACUUCAAUUAAAAACCCACCACCGUUGUUGAAUAACGCAACACUGAAUGCCGACUGGCGGUGUUAUCUGUAUCUGCCUCGUGUGAUUUAUUCUGACGUCUGGAUUCUUUCCACGUGUCGCACACUCAUCUGAUUCAAUUUGCCCAAAACGACACUAUUUUUAUAUGAAUGGAUUUUUGCCAAACUGUAAAUAAAAUAAAGCUAUUUAUUUACACAAA